Molecule: messenger RNA, 777 nt
Organism: Galeopterus variegatus (Sunda flying lemur)
Lineage: Eukaryota; Metazoa; Chordata; Mammalia; Dermoptera; Cynocephalidae
Product: NADP-dependent malic enzyme-like
Exons: 5
Biological process (GO): malate metabolic process; pyruvate metabolic process
Cellular component (GO): mitochondrion
Molecular function (GO): malate dehydrogenase (decarboxylating) (NADP+) activity; malate dehydrogenase (decarboxylating) (NAD+) activity
Source: RefSeq, a predicted model, not a curated record
AUGAGCUAUGAGGGGUCCGUGUUUGUGAGUCAGGUACAAGGUCUUGCCAAGGCUGUGGCUGUGGCGUGCCAGUACGUCUGCCCCGCCACUCGACCACUACGGACGGCUCUGCCUUGGAGCCUCAGAAAUUCUGAAAUCAGACCGGUGAUCUCAUCCCUGAGCCACCGUGAUCUCAUCCCUGAGCCACUGAAACCAGAUCAACAACUCCAUCUUGGAGCCGCCGAAAACCAGAUUAUAACAGACAACUUACAGCAGGACUUGGCUUUUACCCUGGAAGAGAGACAGCAAUUGAACAUUCAUGGAUUGUUGCCACCUUGUUUCAUCAGUCAGGAGGUCCAGGUCCUUAGAGUAGUUAAAAAUUUUGAGCGUCUGAACUCUGACUUUGACAGGUAUCUUCUCCUAAUGGAUCUUCAAGAUACAAAUGAAAAGCUCUUUUAUAGAGUGCUAAUGUCUGACAUUGAGAAAUUCAUGCCUAUUGUUUAUACUCCUACUGUGGGCCUGGCUUGUCAACAAUAUAGUUUAGUGUUUCGGAAACCAAGGGGUCUUUUUAUUAGUAUCCAUGAUCGAGGGCAUAUUGCUUCAAUUCUUAAUGUAUGGCCAGAAGAUGUCAUCAAGGCUGUUGUGGUGACUGAUGGAGAGCGUAUUCUUGGCUUGGGAGACCUUGGCUGUAAUGGAAUGGGCAUCCCUGUGGGUAAAUUGGCUCUAUAUACGGCUUGUGGAGGGAUGAAUCCUCAAGAAUGUCUUCCCAUCAUUUUGGAUGUGGGAACAGAAAAUGAG